AUGCUGUGUUUCUGGUCAGCCCUAGGAAAGGGUUAUAGGUCAGAGGCUGUGGUCAAUGCUGUGUUUCUGGUCAGCCCUAGGAAAGGUCCUAGGAAAGCCCUGGCGUCUCCAGUGAGAGAACCUCCUCUCACCGAGCUGGAGGAUGACUUCCUGAUCCUGGAGGAUUAUGAGCCUCCCUGGUUCUCCCUUCGCUGGAAGUUUGACCCCAUCAGGACCACAGCCAAACCACGACCAAAGCAGCAGAACCAAUCACACAGUAGUGACAAUGCCUCAGCAGACACACUCACCAAGGCUACAGCCAAUCAGAGAUCAGGAGGGACAGACAGACCUCGGACAACUAAAGAGAAGAAGGGAAAGAAUCCUACAACCAGGAAGGAGAGGGACUCUAGUCCCCCGGGGGUAGGACCUCAGGGUGAUGGGCCUGUUAAUCAUGUUGACCUCGAGGCAGACCACAUAGAACAAGACAAGAAGAAAGUCAACAACCUGUUAUCUGAACCAACGACAGCAGGUGACCUGGAACAAGAGGCACCAGGAGGAGGGGCCAAGCCUAAACCUAGCCACACCAAAACAGAAAAGAAAGUUCCCAGAAUCUCUAAAUCCAAAGCUGGUAUCCAAGGUGACAAGGUGAACCCCAAGACGAGCCGAGGACGAGGCCGGCAGUCUGGGAAGACCAGGAGACUGUCAGGUCGAGCUGGGGAGGAGCCCGUCACCAUGGAGGAGGAGAGUGAAGCGGCUGCAGACCAAUCAUCAGCUGAAGACCAGGAUGUUUCUCCAGUUCUACAGUUGGCACCAACAGGACAGAGACGAGUCAUCUCUAAGGUUCCAGCCAAUUGUAAGGCCCAGGAGGUCUGCCCCGCCCCUACUGGUGAGGCUGACUCCUCCCAGUUAGCAGGGAAGAGGAAGAGGACCGAGCCUGGUCCCUGGUGGCUCAUCAGUCCUGUCAACACACAGCUCACAGAGACAGACAACAAGUCCAAACAGAAUAACAAGACAACUACAUCUAAACCAGCAAGACAUUCCUCUGUGGAGUCAGGGCAGGAGGACGGGCCAUCAAAACCCUUUUUUAAUCAGAACGCAAAGAAGAAACCCUCGUCCAAUCAGACCACAGAGAAGAAACCGUGGUCCAAUCAGACUGCAGAGCAGAAAGCAGAGAAGCCCAAGAAGGGCAGACCUAAGAAGCAGACGAUAGCCAGUACAGAGGAGCCAGCGAGGCCUGAAGGUCAGAGAGAAGAGGAACAGGAGGCCAUGCCCAGCCCUCUCAGACAGCAUACACUCACCUCAAGUGAGAAGGUGUUUGACUGGCUCUACAACCGCACUCCCAAGUGUAAACCCCAGAGUGAUGCCACACCCACUAACAUUACCCCCCACUCUGCUACCGUUACCCCCAGCAGGCAGCAGCACCAGGCCAGGGAGGCUCCAGAGAAACGCAGGAGGAGGAAAGCUCCAGUGAACUGGUGGGAGACCAACAACCCCCCAGAGAAUGCUGGCCGCACCUUUUCCUUCCCUCAACAACCCCAGCCUUACCCCAAAACACCUUCACCCCAUCAACCCCAGCCUAACCCAAAAACACGCAAGGUGGUGAGAAGUAAGUCCAAGCCCAGACCAGUCCGGACCAGGCCUGCUAAGUCCCUGCGACCUCCUCAGAACGGCAACACAGCCUCCUCACCUCGACCUGGAGCAGUUCAGACCCUGGUGAAGAGGAAGGACCUCUCCACUCCCAAGACGGUCAAGCGCUCUCUGGCCACCUUUGGCGCCAUCUUCUCCUCGGGCAGAGAAGCGCUCCCGGUGGCCACUGUCAGAAGCACGUUGCAGACUUCAGGGAGGAAAGCCCUAUUCCCUGAAGAGCAGUCAGCCCAGAGUCCCAGCGUCAGCCUCAGCACUGGUCCAGCUAAGGACCCCUCCCAGGACCCAGCCAGUGACAGGAGCUCCAGCCUUGUGGAUCUGAGUGCCAGUACUGUCUGCUAUAUAGAGCCUGUUGGAAAGCUGGGGAAAAAGACCAGAUGCCAAGACUUCUCCCAAAGCAACAACCGACUCUCAGACAACACGUUAGAAAGUUUCGAAAGCGGACCAUCUUCCAUGAUUGAACUGGAGGAUUGUGAAGAGCAUGAGGACAUCUGGCUCCCGUCAUCAGAGUGGCGCCCCAUCUGUCUAUCCAUCCGUCUGUCCAUCCGUCUGUCCAUCCGUCUGUCCCUCCUGGUAUCGUGCUGUCAGAUCCUGAGGCUGUGA
Coregonus clupeaformis (lake whitefish) is the source of this 2226-nucleotide messenger RNA. Its product is annotated as serine/arginine repetitive matrix protein 1-like. The transcript is spliced from 6 exons. Lineage: Eukaryota; Metazoa; Chordata; Actinopteri; Salmoniformes; Salmonidae. The coding region runs from base 1 to 2226 and encodes 741 amino acids. The record is from RefSeq and is a predicted model, not a curated record.